AUGCGUUGCUGUUCAUCUGGGUUGUCCAACGCAUGCGGCGUACUCCACCAGAGGCGGGUGCCGAUUGCUGGGCCCGCGAAGACCCUGCCGACACCAAGCCAGCUGGUGGAGAUGAUGGAUGCGAGGGGCUGCUGGGUGGUCGUGCAGCACCUCGCGCUCGGCUGGCGGUUCGCAUGCUGCCGCGUCCAGCGCCAGCUCCAGACGCGCCCUGGCCACCUCCAGGCAGCGGCCUUUUGCGCGUUCUUCCGUAUUCCAUCAUCCAUAGUGGUGGGCGUCAUUUCGGGAACGCCAGACCCGGCGCCGUUUCUGGUGAGGCCAUGUGCACAAGCGGGCCUUUGCACCUUCAAUUUUUGCCGAGGCACGGCACUAACACCUCUUGGCAAGGUGCUGACUGACUGCGCUGACGUAGCGGUUUUGUCACAUAACCGUUACGUCAGCGGGCGAUGGGGUCGUCACUUCCCUACGCCUUAA
Messenger RNA from Parnassius apollo (apollo), 471 nucleotides. Lineage: Eukaryota; Metazoa; Arthropoda; Insecta; Lepidoptera; Papilionidae. The record is from the annotation of a GenBank genome assembly.